This is a messenger RNA of Mercenaria mercenaria, 1829 nucleotides long. RefSeq names its product coadhesin-like. The transcript has 10 exons. Lineage: Eukaryota; Metazoa; Mollusca; Bivalvia; Venerida; Veneridae. The record is from RefSeq and is a predicted model, not a curated record. Gene Ontology annotation, molecular function: protein binding. Bases 1 to 1371 code for a protein of 456 amino acids.
AUGGCAUCUAUAGUUUUAUUGGUUUUUCUGCUUACAUCAGUGAGAUCUAUAGCCUCCCUUGAAUGUUAUUCUUGCACCAGUAUUGACGACUUGGAAUCUUGCCACAACAUAUCACAAUGUCAUCAAGGACAGGCGUGCUAUACAAAUUCGCAUGCUAAUGGACAAACGCGGACCUUUACACUUGGAUGUAUUGAUAAUCAGCAAUGUGGAACAAUUACGGCCGCAGGAGGUCCCGGAAUAGUCGGGCGAGAUAUCAAUGAACGUCAAACCGAUAACUGCCAUGAAUGUUGUGGAUCAGAUCAUUGUAAUAACCGUCUGUGCAGUCACUUAAAACCGUCUGCAUGCAUUGAUGAUGCCAAAGUCGACUGUCCAUUUCUGAGUGGACUCUUCAACAUAUGCCAGGAUAUUCACCACGCCAAAACAGUUUGUCCUAAAUUCCGUCAAUUAUGUUCUUUAGUUGACGGAAAUUGGGCGGAAUGGUCCCAGUGGUCAGAAUGUGAUGUAACAUGCGAAACUGGACAACAGACAAGAAAGAGGACGUGCACAAAUCCGGCUCCUGAAAAUAAAGGCCUUGACUGUGAGGGGAACUCAACUGAUUUCAAAGUUUGUCUUAAGCAACCUUGUCCAGUCCAUGGUGGUUGGACACUUUGGUCCGAGUGGGAGAAGUGCUCAGUUACAUGUGAUGUUGGUAUUCAGAGGAGACAUCGGAACUGCUCGAAUCCAUAUCCGUCAAAAUACGGGGAUCAUUGUUUCGGCGACACUUUGGAUGACAGAAUUUGCAUGCCGGGACCAUGCUCAAACGGUGGAUGGUCUACGUGGGCUGGCUGGACAAGCUGCAGUUUGUCAUGUGGUGGAGGUUUGCGCUCUCACUCCAGAAGCUGUACAAAUCCAAGACCUUCGUCACUAGGGAAGUUUUGUGACGGCACUCCUUCUGAGGUGGAAUUGUGUAACACAGAGUCAUGUGAUGAUGGACCUGUCAUUAGUUUCAUGGCCCGAACUGUCACAAAAACCUCCGGAAGUAACAAUGAAGUGAUGAUAUUUUCUUCAACCGUACUGAAUGAGGGAGGAGCCUACCACUCUUCUAACGGAACAUUCUACACCCCAGUUAAUGGCGUCUACCAUUUCAAUGUGCAUUUAUGCUCAUCUUCUCAGAACACUAUCGUUUACGGUAUAUUUGUGAACAAUCAGUUAUAUAUGAAAGGUAUUGGGUACUACGAACGUAAUAGUGCAUGUGGAAAUACUGAAGCAAUUGUAAAAUUGAGUAUUGGUGAUACUGUUAACGUGAGGCAUGGCGAUGGUGGUAAUUACCGUUUAUAUCAAGACGAUUACAGAUGGAAUUCAUUUACUGGAUUUCUGGUCCGUAAAAUUUAGAUGAGUUUACUUGCUUUUUGAUUUUCAAAUGAAAUACAUUUUAUACCUAAAGGUCAGAGUCAUUUGAUUAGAAUUUAGGGCAUAUUUUUUAUCCAUUUUGAUAACAGCCGCAUAAUAUUACGUAUUAAGAAAUGUAGAUUUGAUUAAAAAUAGCAAUAAAUACUUCUGAAUGCUUGGGGUUGUCGGGUAAAAAAUAUGUAUUAGCAUUCUAUUAAACGGUUACAAGUUAUGAAGGCCAGUAUAUAUAUAUAUACAGAAAUUUAAAGUGAAUACUGACAAAAUAAAGACUAUCAUUUUCAGACAAGCAUGUAUUUAUUUGUACGCAAUUACGUGGGGUUUUUUUUUUUAUAGAUAGUUCAAAAACAAAAUACUAGAUCUACUGACAAACAAGUGUGGCAAAUAAAAGUUGUAAAAUGUUGUUAUUUUAAAACAAGUUUGUGUUAUAUAUAGAAAGGUAA